Molecule: messenger RNA, 760 nt
Organism: Aspergillus ibericus CBS 121593
Lineage: Eukaryota; Fungi; Ascomycota; Eurotiomycetes; Eurotiales; Aspergillaceae
Product: putative mitochondrial inner membrane protease subunit 1
Exons: 2
Coding region: 93-629 (178 amino acids)
Cellular component (GO): membrane; mitochondrial inner membrane peptidase complex
Molecular function (GO): serine-type endopeptidase activity
Source: RefSeq, a predicted model, not a curated record
GCUCCGUUCCAUCUCCGCAAUCAUCAAGCAAUACCCAGCACCACAGCACCCCCAAACCACCCAACAAUCACCAGCCCAAAGACAAGAAUGCAAUGGAUGCUCUCCUCCGCCGAACCCUCAAACACGCGACCCCCACCCACCUCCUCCGAAUCGGGUUCAAAUCCGCCGGUCUCUUCUGCGCCUGCACGCUCAUCUGGGAACACCUCAUCACAAUCCAACUCUCCGAGGGGCCCUCAAUGUACCCGACCUUCAGUCCACGGGGCGACUACCUCAUGAUCUCGCGAGUACAUAAACAUGGACGGGGCAUUAAGGUCGGCGAUGUGGUGCGCUUCUAUCAUCCGACGUUUUUGGGCGUCAAUGGGGCGAAGAGGGUCGUGGGGUUGCCGGGGGAUUUUGUUUGUCGGGAUUUGGCGUUUAGUAGGGAUGUGGGGAGGGAGGGGGAGAUGAUUCAGGUUCCCGAAGGGCAUGUCUAUCUAGCCGGGGAUAAUUUGCCGUGGUCGAGGGAUUCCAGAAAUUAUGGUCCUAUUCCUAUGGGGUUGAUUAAUGGGAAAAUCAUCGCUCGGGUCUGGCCGCCGUCGAAAAUGGAGUGGGUGGAAAAUACAAUGCAACCGGCCAACCUCUCGGAAUAAAAUGGUAUAGGUAUAGGUGUAUAUAUAGGAGUCUGGAGUUGGAGGAUUGAUAUUCAUACAUCUUGUACAAUACAGUCUAAGCUCAAAAUUAACGGAAAAAAAGCAAUCACCGGAACGUCGACGGGUUCCUC